AAACAAAAACGUUCCAGCUUUCAAAACUUGCUAAGCUGGCACCAGCUUUUGGUCCCACCAGCCCCAGUUAUUGCUCCUUCACGCGUCCCACCAUAGUCCCAUACUCAAAUCCCCACCUCCAUUUCUCUCUUUUUCACACACUUAUAUAUAUAUAUAUAUACCCCUCUUUUGAACACACUCCCUCACAUCACAAGAAGCACAAUUUCUCUCUUUCUUUUUGUGUCCAAAAUGGCUCCUAGUUCUACUCACAAUACUGGGUUCUAUGUGCUUAUGCUAGUUGGGAUAGUGAUUAGCACUAUGGUUGCUACCUGUGCUGGUAGCUUCUACCAAGACUUUGAUCUAACAUGGGGUGGUGACCGUGCUAAGAUAUUCAAUGGUGGCCAGCUUCUAUCUCUUUCCCUUGACAAAGUCUCUGGCUCUGGCUUCAAAUCAAAGAAAGAAUACCUAUUUGGGAGGAUUGAUAUGCAGCUCAAGCUCGUUGCUGGCAACUCUGCUGGCACUGUCACUGCUUACUACUUGUCAUCCCAAGGGCCAACACAUGAUGAGAUUGAUUUCGAGUUUUUGGGAAACCUAAGUGGGGACCCUUAUAUUCUCCACACAAACAUCUUCACCCAAGGCAAAGGUAACAGGGAGCAACAGUUCUAUCUCUGGUUCGACCCCACCAGAAACUUCCACACUUAUUCUAUCAUUUGGAAGCCCCAGCACAUCAUAUUCUUGGUUGAUAACACACCAAUAAGGGUAUUCAAGAAUGCUGAAUCUCUUGGUGUUCCUUUUCCAAAGAACCAGCCCAUGAGAAUCUAUUCUAGCCUCUGGAAUGCUGAUGACUGGGCCACCAGAGGAGGAUUGGUGAAAACUGAUUGGUCCAAAGCACCCUUUACAGCAUACUACCGCAAUUUCAAAGCCACUGAGUUCUCACUCAAGUCUUCCAUUUCAAAUUCUGGUGCUGAAUAUGAGGCAAAUGAGCUUGAUUCUUAUAGCAGAAGAAGACUGAGAUGGGUUCAGAAGUACUUCAUGAUCUAUAACUACUGCAGUGAUCUCAAGCGAUUCCCACAAGGUCUUCCUGCUGAAUGUAGACGCUGAAGGUUCCAAGAGAUGAAGAGAAUGGCCACUUUCUGAUUGGAUUUGAAUCGUCUAUGUAAAAUAUGCUAUCUUAGAUUCUUUAUUGACUUCUGUCUUUUUUUUCUUCCUUUUUUUUAGUUUCUAUUUUAUAGUUGCUAAUGUAUAUGUAUAUUAAGGGGUCUUAACAAUAAAUCAUAUUCUUUGUACCACUUUUCUUGUCAAUAUGGGCAGUUAGUCUCAUCCUAGCUCGUCCACCCGGUGAAAUUGAUCAUGUUGGAAUCAAUUUCUAUCUGUUCAUAUAAUAAAAAGGUGUAGUCAAGUUUAA
This is a messenger RNA of Glycine soja, 1384 nucleotides long. Its product is annotated as xyloglucan endotransglucosylase/hydrolase 2-like. Bases 229 to 1080 code for a protein of 283 amino acids. Gene Ontology annotation, cellular component: cell wall; apoplast. The transcript is spliced from 3 exons. Gene Ontology annotation, biological process: xyloglucan metabolic process; cell wall biogenesis. The record is from RefSeq and is a predicted model, not a curated record. Gene Ontology annotation, molecular function: hydrolase activity, hydrolyzing O-glycosyl compounds; xyloglucan:xyloglucosyl transferase activity. NCBI's taxonomy places the organism in Eukaryota, Viridiplantae, Streptophyta, Magnoliopsida, Fabales, Fabaceae.